UUAUCGACAACUGAUCGCGGGCUGGACCAGUCGCCGUCCCCCCCGUGCGCCGAGCAGAGCCCUCCCCCGCCACCCUCAGCGAGCACCCCGUCAGCGUCAGCACCAACACCGCCGCCGCCGCCACCGCCAACCGGCACCAUGGUGCACAGGACCCCCAUCGAGUGGCAAGGGUGGUUCCCGGCCAGGUACGUGUUCGUCGUGAUGGGCGGGCUGGCCAUCUUCAACGCGUACGCCAUGCGGUCGGCCAUGAGCGUGGCCAUCACGGAGAUGGCCAAGGCCAAGAGCUCGGUGCCCAGCAGCGAGGUGCCGGAGAGCGAGCGCUGCGUCUCGGCGGACGCCGCGGCCGCCGGCGCCAACUCCACGCACACGGGGAACCCGCCGGAGUUCGACUGGGACGAGGAGGUGCAGGGCCAGGUGCUGAGCGCCAUGUUCUGGGGCUACGUCGCCAUGAACGUGCCCAGCGGGCUGAUGGCGGACCGCUUCGGCGGCAAGCGCGUCCUCUUCGUCGGCAUCCUGACGUGCUCGCUGUCCUGCCUGCUCAUCCCCUUGGCGGCGCGAAAGGGCGGCCCGGUCGCCGUCGUCGUGGCCAGGAUCUUCGAGGGCCUGGGCGAGAGCGGCACCUAUCCGGGCGCCAACAACAUGCUGGCCUACUGGGGGCCAGCGCAGGAGCGCUCCCUCAUGGGCUCCAUCAUCUUCGCUGGUAACCUGCUGGGCCAGGUCGUGGGCACGGCGGCCUCCGGGGUCAUCAUCAAGGCGACGGGCGACUGGGCCUCGGCCUUCUACGUGUUCGGCGGCCUCGGCCUCGCCUGGUGCGCCCUGUUCUGGGUGCUGUGCUUCGACACGCCGGCCGACCACCCGCGCAUCUCGGAGGCCGAGCGCCACUACAUCGAGACCGCCAUCAAGGCCACGGCCACCCGCCGCCCGACCAGCAUCCCCUGGCUGGCCAUCCUGUGCAGCCUGCCCGUGUGGGCGCUGAUCGUCGGCCAGCUCGGCCACGACUGGGCGCUCUUCACCAUCGGCACCGAGCUGCCCAAGUACAUGAAGAGCGUGCUCGGCUACAACGUGGCCACGAACGGUCUCAUCUCUGCCACCCCCAACCUGGCCACCUGGAUAUGCGCCUUCGCUAGCGGCUGGAUCUCGGACUGGCUCAUCCGCACGGAGAAGAUCAGCAUCCCCGUCCACCGCCGCACCUUCACCACCUUCUCCUGCUUCAUGCCUGGGGUGGGCCUGCUGGCCGCCACGUACGCCGGCUGCGAGCGGGUGCUGGUCGUGGUGCUCUUCUGCGUCGGCAUGGCCUUCAUGGGCCCGUUCUACAGCUCGCUCAAGGUGAACGCCCUGGACAUCAGCCCCAACUACUCGGGCCUCGUCAUGUCCAUCGUCAACGGCCUGGGCGCCGUGUCCGGCAUCGUCUCGCCCAGCAUCGUCGGCCUCCUCAUCCCGGACAGUACGCUGACCCAGUGGAGGAACGUGUUCUGGGUGACGUUCGGCGUGUGCCUCGCCUCGUCCGUGUUCUACUGCAUCUUCUGCUCGGCCGAGGUGCAGCCCUGGAACAACAUGGGCGAGGGCGGCGAGUACCUCGCGGAGGUGCACAGCACGGCCGCGAGCACGCCCGACAAGGAGAAGAAGCAGGCGGCCGCGGCCGCGUCGGCCGAGACCGUCGUCGUCGUCAAGGUCUGAGGGGAGCGCCGCCGGGUGUCUGCUGGAAGGGUUCAGAUCUGGCAAGGGAAGAAGCAGCAGAAGGCGUGGUCCUCUACCGACAGCCGCCGGCCGAGACUGCGCAUUCUCAGUACAAAUACCAGCCUCUUUCUCGAGCCCGCCGCGCGCUGCGCUCGAACAAGUGGCGCGAGCGGUAGGACGACAGGCGGGGCGGCACCGCUGGGGUGGACGCGACCGACCACAGACCACAGGCCCGACCAAUCCGCUCUCUAAGUCUGACGGUCGGGUCUAAAACACUCGUCCCGCGUCAAACGCGUUGUUAGUCGACGUGUGUGUGUGUGUGUGUGUGUGUGUGUGUGUGUGUGUGUGCGUGUGUGGGUGUGUGUGUGCUAAUUGAAGAGACCCACCAUUUCCAAAAUAAAAUAAAAAUAAAAAUGAAAAUUAGCAGGCGGUUUCCCGCCCAGCAGCUCCCGCUAAUCCGUCGACACGAAUACUUUGUAGUCUGACCGGGACAGGAACUGAUUGGUUAAUGAAAACAGAACAGUGUGAGUGUUAGUUAACUGGUUCGUGUUUAGUGUGUGCGUGUGUGUGUGUGUGUAUGUGAUAGAGAGAAAAAAGGGUGCGCGUGUGUGAGAUACAUUUUCUUUGUACUAUAUUUUUUUUGUAUAUAUCUUAUAUAACAAAACGGACAUAUGAUCAUCGCCAGUGCGGAGCAAAAAGUAAAACGACGGUGCACGAAAAAAAACGCCAUGUCCACUUUGGCGUUGAUGUGAUAUUUUGGCCCGCUAAAGCGAUUAGCACUGCAGGUCCAAAGUGUCCCCCCCCAUGUACUAUACAAGUAUAUACAAGUGCUUUGUUUGUGAGCGUCGACUCCGCGAGCCUACACUGUGAUAAUAUGUAGUUAAACAGCGAUUUCAAAUGUAUGAAUCAAUAAAUAAAACGGAAACAACAAA
This is a messenger RNA of Frankliniella occidentalis (western flower thrips), 2609 nucleotides long. RefSeq names its product putative inorganic phosphate cotransporter. Bases 139 to 1677 code for a protein of 512 amino acids. Gene Ontology annotation, molecular function: transmembrane transporter activity. Lineage: Eukaryota; Metazoa; Arthropoda; Insecta; Thysanoptera; Thripidae. The transcript is spliced from 9 exons. The record is from RefSeq and is a predicted model, not a curated record. Gene Ontology annotation, biological process: monoatomic anion transport; transmembrane transport.